CGCACGUGUCGAAAAGUGUAGAUUGGAUAUUAUUUGGUUCUUUCAAUUUGCAUUGUACUCGCGUGAACUUGUUCCAGAAGAUGGAUCUUAUGUUAAGUAAUUUCAUUUUCGACGAUCCACCGCAGGUUAUAACGCGGCAAGUAGAGGGAACAAAAACAGGUGCCGAAAAAGGAGAAAUUUCAAUUAAAUUUAAUAAAACGCAACCUGCUAAAGUUGUUGUAGCCCGAAAAAGAGGUAAUAUUAUAAAGAAAACAAAGGAUGCAACUCUAACGGAGGAUGAGGAAAUUCCUCCACGAGACAUUUAUCAACCAAAGGGUCACCCUUCAAACAACAAAAAACUCAAUGAUUUAACAAUCGAAAAAAAGAAACAACGUACAACGAGCAACACAUCUUGCAAUGGUCCUGGUGAAGAUAGAAACAUAGAAAUCGUAAAACCCAUCCAAUCCAAGAUACAACUUCCACAGUUACGUCCAGUUGUAGAAAAGUUGUUCAGUGACCAGUCAUUUGCAAACCUUGCUAUUCACCCACACUCUAAAAAAAAUAUUGCUGAUAUGUUACAUUUUACACAACUUACCAUGGUUCAAAACAAAGCUAUACCGUUGUUACUUGAUGGAAAUGAUGCACUUAUUCGUGCUCAAACAGGAUCUGGAAAGACUCUCGCAUACGCUUUGCCUGUAGUUGAAAGUUUACACGAGAUUAGGCCACAAAUUAAUCGCAGUGAUGGCAUAAGAGCUGUAAUAAUUGUUCCAACGCGUGAACUUGCUGUGCAAACAUACGAGCUACUACACACGCUACUGAAGCCGUUUAAUUGGAUUGUUCCUGGUUACUUGACUGGUGGUGAAAAACGUAAAACGGAAAAGGCAAGACUUCGAGCUGGCUUAAAUAUACUCAUCGCGACACCUGGUCGCUUUUGCGACCACAUUCGUAAUACAGAAUCACUUAAGCUCGCACAUAUUCGUUGGCUCGUCUUAGAUGAAGCUGAUCGAUUGCUUGAGUUAGGAUACGAAAAAGAUGUGAAGGAAAUAAUCGACGCGAUCCACAAUGGCCAAAAAGACAAUAGUGAAAACGAACUAAAUAAGAUACAAACGGUGCUACUAUCUGCAACAUUAACCGCUUCGGUUAAAGAGCUUGCAGGAUUGACACUGAAAGAUCCAGUUUUCAUCGAAACAAGUGAAGUUUUUCAGAACGAGACAUCUUCCAGCACUAUCACGAACUGUGCUGGUCAGCUUCUUAACGUUGCAGAAUGCGUUUCCAUCCCGGGUACAGUGAAGCAGCAAUAUCUAAUAGUUGCACCAAAAUUGCGCCUUGCAACAUUAAGUGCAUUAAUUGUAAACGAGCAUCGAAAGAAACCUUCAAAACUUCUUAUCUUCAUGGCAACUCAAGAUCUGGUAGAUUUUCACUACGAUGUAAUGAUCGUAGUACUUACAUUGCAAAAGUUUGCCAACUACAUUGAAAACGACUCAAGCGUAAAUGAACAAGAUUUAAGCAUCAAUGUUGAUAACAGGAGCCAUUUCGAUAACAAUGUAUUGUUGCCCGGUUUGAAAUUUUAUAAACUCCACGGUCGGAUGACACAGAUUGAACGAAGUUCAGUAUUUCAAUCAUUCCGAAAAUCAACGGCAGCCGUUUUAAUUUGCACCGAUGUGGCAGCUCGUGGUAUCGAUAUCCCUUUAGUCGAUCUAGUUGUUCAGUAUCACGCGCCACAAAUAUUAGCUGAUUAUGUACACCGUGUGGGACGGACAGCACGAGCAGGUGAAUCUGGCAGAGCGUUACUCUUUAUCGAACCAUCUGAAACAGAUUUCAUAAAGUACCUAGCAAACAAACACAUCAGAAUUCAGGAGCAGAAUGCUAAUGGUAUUAUACGACAUUUUGGUCAACUUUUGAAUAGAGAUAAUAAAUGCAAUUCCAUGGUACAAGAACAUUGGGCAAUUGAACUUCAGCAUCGUUACGAACAGUUAAUAGAAAAAGAAAACGUUUUGUUCGACAGUGCAAAAAAAGCUUUCCUGUCGUGGGUACGAUAUUAUUCAAACUUUCCUAAAGAGUUAAGGAAUAUUUUUUAUAUUAAAGCUGUCCAUAUGGGUCACUAUGCGAAGAGUUUGGGUCUACGUGACGCUCCAAAAAAUUUGUUACAAUUCGACAAUGAGACUAAAAACCGACCUGCAGUCAAAUCCCCGUUAAAUCGUCCGAUUAUUGGUAAAGAGAAAUUUCAACGUCGUAACCUUUUACAAACUAAAAAAGGGUUAUUGAAGAGGCAAAAUGAUGUUUCACGCUCUAUACGACAUGGGUGCAGAAAUUUGGAACAAUCCAACUCAUAUAGUUCCACAAAUUUGAUAACUUUUUUGAAUCGCUCGCAAGUGCUUAAUAUUUCUGAAUUUGAUAGCGGUAUUGGCCCCUCUCGUAAAAAGAUGAAAAAAUAAUAAAAAGGUAAAGUUAUUGGGGUGCGGUAGCGGCGCCGGUCUUACAACAUAUCUUUUUAUGAAAUUCCUUCCGGACCGUUCACCCGUACGAAGGAUUAAUAAUACUGCUUCGGUUAAAUUAAAACUCUCUUGAAGUUGUAGUGCCACAAAGAAGAAGAGUUAUUAGCUUAGCAACAUUUAGCAAAUUAAAAUAAAAUCAUUUUGAUUAUUGUGAAUUAUUCUAUAAUUCAGUUUAAUCAAACCGAAUUACAAUGUAAUAUCGGGUUAUGAAAAUUGUUCCCGGCCUUAUUAUUUCUAGGAUGUAAUACGAUUUUUUUUUCAGCAAAGUUAUCAAGAAAAUGCUAUUUUUCUUUAAUAUUAUUAAUCCUUUUGGACAUAAAAGACAGCGAAAAAGAACACAGUUGUAUUCCAGAAAAUAAUUUUCUUUCAGAAACAAGAUUUGUUUUAUUACUGGUAUGUUUAAGCAGGAAGAUUGAACAAAAUAAAUAUACAGGAAUUGCAUCAAUCAAUAAUC
Messenger RNA from Anopheles funestus (African malaria mosquito), 2928 nucleotides. Its product is annotated as probable ATP-dependent RNA helicase CG8611. Gene Ontology annotation, biological process: ribosome biogenesis. Gene Ontology annotation, molecular function: ATP binding; nucleic acid binding. Gene Ontology annotation, cellular component: nucleus. The coding region runs from base 81 to 2414 and encodes 777 amino acids. NCBI's taxonomy places the organism in Eukaryota, Metazoa, Arthropoda, Insecta, Diptera, Culicidae. The transcript has 5 exons. The record is from RefSeq and is a predicted model, not a curated record.